This is a messenger RNA of Nerophis lumbriciformis (worm pipefish), 4165 nucleotides long. It is a transcript of the gene cog3, whose product is annotated as component of oligomeric golgi complex 3. NCBI's taxonomy places the organism in Eukaryota, Metazoa, Chordata, Actinopteri, Syngnathiformes, Syngnathidae. Gene Ontology annotation, biological process: intracellular protein transport; intra-Golgi vesicle-mediated transport; Golgi organization. Gene Ontology annotation, cellular component: COG complex; cis-Golgi network; membrane. The record is from RefSeq and is a predicted model, not a curated record.
GGAACAGGAAGUGGCUUCCUGUUCGUGUCGCUGCUGACGUUGAAGCUGACGAUGGCGUCCACAGAGCAGUCAGAUAAAGAAACCCGCGAGAAGCUGUCACAGUGGGACUGCCGCCCGGACGCCAUGGCUCCGCUUACGGAGAAGCAAACGGACUCUGUGUUGGAGAUACGAACCGCUGCUGAGGCGCUUGCUAUCCCCUCAGAGUUACCCAUCGAGGACCUGGGCAGUCUGUCAUCUCGCUCUCUCCAGCCGCCUUUCACCGCCACUGUGCCCGAGUCAACGGAAGACGUCCUGCUCAAAGGUUUCCAGAUGCUCCACAUGGAGAACGACCGAGUAGAAACGGCACAGCAGUUCUUUGCCUGGUUUGCCAAGUUACAAGCCAACAUGGAUCAGGAUGAGAGUGCAAAGUACAGGCAAACCCGAGAUGAUCUCUUCUGCUACCAGGAACAUUGUGAUGCCAUUUUGAAAGAUGUUAGCGCAGCUCUGGAGCAGCUGGACUCCCUUCAAAAGCAGUACCUCUUUGUGUCCAACAAGACGGGCACGUUACAUGAGGCUUGCGAACAACUUUUAAAGGAACAAGCGGAGCUUGUCGACCUUGCAGAGAGCAUACAGCAGAAACUGUCAUAUUUCAAUGAGCUGGAACAUAUAAACACGAAACUCAACUCUCCAACCUUGUCUGUGAAUAGUGAAGGCUUUAUACCAAUGCUGUCUAAAUUAGAUGACUGUAUUGAUUAUGUUUCUUCACAUCCCAGCUUCAAAGACUACCCCAUUUAUCUGGCCAAGUUUAAACAGUGUCUUUCCAAAGCCAUGCAUUUCAUGAAGGUGCACAUUGUCAACACUAUGCAGAACCUCACAAGCGUCUUGACUAAAAGGGAUCCAAUGGGUUUGGCAAACGCUGAUAAUGCCUUUACACUUUACUACGUUAGAUUUAGAGCAGCUGCGCCCAAAGUUAGAUCUCUAAUAGAACAGAUAGAACAGCGAGCGGAAAAGAUUCCAGAAUACCAUCACCUGUUGGAUGAAAUCCAUCAGUGUUACCUUGACCAGAGAGAACAGCUUCUCAGUCCCAGCAUUACUUCCACCAUCACAGAUUUGACCCAGCAGAACAUUAAAGACCACUGCGCCCUGGUCCGCAGUGGCUGUGCCUUUAUGGUGCAUGUCUGCCAGGAUGAACAUCAGCUUUACAAUGAGUUCUUCGCCAAGUUCACGCCCAAACUAGAUGAGCUGCUGGAGAAGCUGUGUUUGUCUUUGUACGAUGUUCUGCGGCCUCUGAUCAUUCACAUCAUCCACCUGGAAACUCUGUCGGAGCUCUGUGGCAUCCUCAAGAACGAGAUGCUGGAGGACCAUGUUCACAACAAUGCCAGCCAACUGGGGGCAUUUGACUCCGUGGUGAAGCAGAUGCUGGAGGAUGUGCAGGAAAGGCUCGUCUACAGGACGCACAUUUACAUCCAGACAGACAUCACAGGCUACAACCCUGCCCCGGGGGAUCUGGCCUAUCCUGAAAAACUGGAGAUGAUGGAGAGAAUCGCUCAGAGUUUGAAGGAAGAGCAAAUGAAGCAAAUGUCCCAGGUGUCCGUCUUUUCGGAUGUUCAGCUUGAGGAUCCUGAUGGUAGAAAAAACAGCAAUGCUGGUCUUGCAGGGAAACCAGAGGCAUCCCGCCUGCAGUCGUCAGUCUCUCCCGCCGAUUUGCACGGAAUGUGGUACCCUACCGUCAGACGGACACUGGUCUGCUUGUCUAAGCUGUACAGAUGUAUAGACAAAGCUGUCUUCCAGGGUUUAUCUCAAGAAGCCUUAUCUGCUUGCAUCCAGUCCCUGCUGAGAGCUUCUGAUAGCAUCCUUAAGAACAAGACACAAAUAGAUGGGCAGCUUUUCCUGAUCAAGCACUUGCUGAUAAUGCGUGAACAGAUUGCUCCAUUUCACACUGAUUUCGCCAUCAAGGAAAUUUCGCUGGAUCUAAAGAAAACGCGAGACGCUGCCUUCAAAAUCCUGAACCCGAAGGCUGUUCCCAAAUUCUUCCGGCUUAACAGUCACAACGCCAUUCUCGAAUUCCUGUUGGAGGGAACCCCAGAGAUAAAGGAGCACUACAUCGACUCCAAGAAGGAUGUGGACCGACACCUGAAGUUCAGUUGCGAGCAGUUCAUUCAGCAGCAGACGCAGAUCUUCACGCGGAACCUUGAAGACUUUCUCACCAAGGUUGCAGCCCUCAAAACCAUGGCCAUCGAAGGCGGCCCAGCAUACACGCUGUCUCAGCAGCCAUGGGCUCAGCCUGCAAAGAUCAACGAUCUGGUGAUGGCAACCUACCGAGUGAUGAAGAACAAGCUGCCGAGCACACUGCAGAGCAUGUCCUUGUACUUGGCCAACAGAGACACAGAGUUCAUCCUUUUCAAGCCAGUGCGGAAUAAUAUACAGCAAGUAUUCCAAAGACUGCACACUUUACUCCAGGAGGAAUAUAGUGGAGAGGACCUUCAAAUCAUCGCAUGCCCGUCAAUGGAGCAGAUUAACCUGCUGCUGUCUGCGAAUAAGUAAUGACCUGAACGCCUUCUGGCUUGUGAUUUCGCACAUCCAGCUGUGGUAUUGAGAGGACGACACGAGUCGCGCUCAGAGCUGAGAUGGCCGAAAAAAAAGCCAAAGUUUUCAACACACAGCAGUCGGGAGUUUGCUGAGCCGUCCAUUAUGAAGUCAAGAUCUCUCCCUUUUAGCUUUGUUUAAAACAUGGAGGCGUAAAAAAAUCUCAUCCUGCACUAUGGCUGUGUCUCACUUAACAGCAAAAUGGUUGAGGAUAAAGCAUACUAACAUGAUGUGAUGGUGUGGGGCUAGCGGGAUAAAAUCUGUUGGAGUGCUCAGAGAAGGACUCUUGGGCUGUGUGAAUGGAGGAACUGGAGGACCGUUCAUCAGCCAUUUAGCUCACAGGCCAGUAACGCGACUCGCUUUCCGAUUCCCUCAAUGACCAUUGGGAAGGAUAACAAGAGAAAAAUGCUGCAAAACCUUUUUUUUUGUUGCAUUUUAGCACAGAUGUUAUUUUUAACAUGUGCUCAGGUGUGUGGUCAUGGUAAAUUCUGUACAGGUUCCACAAAACUGUUGCAAUUAUGUAAAAAGGACAAAUUAUAUGUUUUAUAGCUUUUUUUUAUACCUUGGUUACAAAUCAAAUGCUUUUCAUUCUAAAUCACAGGUUCUUCACCUUCAGGUUUGCACUGUUCAUGGGAAACCAUGUAUGCCGCUAAAAUGACGUGUACAGUUAUACUAUUUAUGAACAUUGGGAUUAAAACAUUCCUCAUCAGGUUUGAUGAGUGGCUGAGAAGAAUGUGAGAUUCAAAUUGUGAUUUUUGUGACUAGUGCUGUGAUUCUUCUCAUACUAAUGAGAACCUGCCCUUUAGGGAGUCUCCCUGUCAGACACGCUGUUGCCAUCUUUACACCUGAGCCGUGACCUUCUGCGAACUAACAGUCUUGUUCCAUGCGGAGGGACCGGCCGGGUGUUCCAAAGCGGGACGUCGAUCUUGACGCGAUUCUGCUGCAGAUUUCCCACCAAAGGAUAUCAGGUCUUUGCACUGGCACACUUUUCAUUGAGUCGACACACUGACACCAUGUCGCAAGUAAAUGAUUUGUCAUGCUCCCUACAUAGUUGUUACCCCUACAACAGACUUACUUUGUAAAUGUAAAGCCAUGGAUACUGACAGAGGCAAGCAUUGCAAGUGGUAGUCUAGUGGUUCACAUAGCGGAAUUUGGUGUAGCUGGUAUUGGAGCAACUCCAACUGCAGGUGACCUGUUCAGUGUGGAUUCUGUUUUUUGUCUUAAUACAAGCGGUACGUAAAAUGGAUAGAUGCAUAUAAAAAGCCUUUAUUCAGUCCGACCAGGAUUUUGUUGGCUUUUUUAUUUUAUUGUUGCAGCCUAAAAUGACUGAAUUUAUGGCAGCUUUUCAGAAAGUUGACAAAAGUUGCUAUGUUUUGGGGCUUAUUUUUUCAUCAAAAUUGAAUCAACCUGUGUUUGUAUGAAUGUGUUGUCAAUGAUUUAAGUGUUCCUCAAAAAGCAUUGAUAUGUUACUUGUUUUAUACUGUACCACACAGAUUUAAUAGACACUAGAUGACGGCACAUACAAAUAACUGUACUGUGUUUAGUAAUCAUAACUAAUAAUCGUAAAAAAAAUUAUAGAAGUAAACUCCACUGAAGGCUU